Molecule: messenger RNA, 1721 nt
Organism: Hordeum vulgare subsp. vulgare (domesticated barley)
Lineage: Eukaryota; Viridiplantae; Streptophyta; Magnoliopsida; Poales; Poaceae
Product: BTB/POZ and MATH domain-containing protein 3-like
Exons: 1
Coding region: 371-1513 (380 amino acids)
Biological process (GO): protein ubiquitination
Molecular function (GO): protein binding
Source: RefSeq, a predicted model, not a curated record
CGCCAAAUCCCUAGCCUCGCCGCCGCCCGCAACGCCGCCGUCCCCAAUGCCGUUCCGCCGUCAGCGCUGCCUCCCCGUGGGCCACUCCUCUGCGUAGAUCCCCCCACGGCAGCCUCGCCGUUGACCACUCCCUUGCGCCGACUGACCUGCCGAACCCCCAAGCCUCCCCUCCCUCCGUCGAUCUCCCCCCGCCCACUCAACUCCACCCGCCAUUGCUUCGUCCUCCCCUGCCGCCGGCUCGCCGCUCCUCCCUCCGUCAAUCUCCCGCCAAAUAAACGCCACCCUCUCCCCUGCCACCGGCUCGCCGCUCGCCCAGCGACCCCUGCUGCUCCACAUCCCCAAAGUGCUAGCCCACAAGGUCGCAGGAAUCAUGUCUUUCGCCGGCGUAUCCGUCGUUGCUGACGGCCGUCUGAUUGAGCUAUCUUCCGCGGCGCCGGCCAUCUACUCCGGCACGGCGAGCAGCGGCAGCUGGUGGUAUCACCUGCUUGUGCUGCAGGGUUACUCCCGCACCAAAGACCUGCUGCCCAAUGGGAAGGGAAUCAAGGGACAAUCCUUCCGAGCUGGAGGCUAUCAAUGGAUUCUCAAGUUUUAUCCCAAUGGUGAUAGCCUGGAUGCUGCCGGUUUCAUGUCCGUUUAUUUCGGACUUGAUCAGGAUGUUGCACGGCCUCUGAAGGUGCACCGUCAGUUUAGUUUCGUUGAUGAGGUUGACAUACAAGUUCGUAGACGAAUCCGUGCAGGCACAGCACGUGACUACUGGGCAAUCAACCCUAGCUGGGGUCGAGGUAAAUUCAUAAAACAAGAGGACCUUGAGAAGUCAGAGCAUCUCAAGGAUGAUUGUUUCACCAUCCGGUGCGACUUCAUCAUCGCCGAAGCCGCUGGUACUACCUUCAUUGAGGUGCCGCCAUCUAACUUAUGCGAGCACCUGAACCAUCUCUUGACGACGAAGGUUGGCGCCGAUGUGAUGUUCGAGGUGGGCCACGAGAGUUUUGCUGCUCACCGGAACAUUCUUGCGGCCCGUUCUGCUGUCUUUCUAGCGGAGCUCUUCGGCCCCAUGAAGGAGGGGACCACGACGGGUGCCAUACAGAUACAAGACAUGGAACCGAACGUGUUCAAGGCCAUGCUUGGAUUCAUCUACACCGACUCAAUGCCCAAGAUGAUGAAGGUGGGAGAAGAAGCAGAAGCAGAAGCAGAAGCAGAACAAGUUGGAGCCGAUGAGGUCACGUGGCUGCCACACUUGCUUGCUGCGGCAGACAGGUUUGAUCUCCAGCGGCUCAAGUUGAUGUGUGAAGAGAGGUUGUCGGAGCACAUAGACUUGAGCUCGGUGACGGCCACCCUUGGUCUGGCAGCACAGCACCACUGCCACGGACUUAAGGAGGCCUGCCUGGGGUUCCUCAAAGUCCAAUCUGCUGCAAUCUUGGGAGGAGUCAUGGCGACCAGCGAGUGGCGGCACAUAUCUGCAACUUACCCCUCUGUUCUGAACGAGCUCAUCGCCAAGCUUGCCUCGAAAGCGUAGUUCGUUCGUUGGUUGUAAUGGUGUGUUCUUACUUAGACUAAAAUGGAUCGGGAGCUGAACUUGUGCAAGGAAUUCACUUUGGGCACUUGGUCAUUGUAUUUUGGAAAGUGCAAACUAUCAUUGUGGUUCCUCAAAUUGUCUCACUGUAUGGGUAUCGCGAGCUGAAUGGUUGACUACUUGCAUACAAGAAGUUUGUGUAGAUUAUAAA